This is a messenger RNA of Xenia sp. Carnegie-2017, 1956 nucleotides long. RefSeq names its product calcium-dependent protein kinase-like. The record is from RefSeq and is a predicted model, not a curated record. Lineage: Eukaryota; Metazoa; Cnidaria; Anthozoa; Malacalcyonacea; Xeniidae. Gene Ontology annotation, molecular function: calcium ion binding. The coding region runs from base 166 to 1053 and encodes 295 amino acids. The transcript is spliced from 4 exons.
GUUGUGUUGGCGACCCUUUAGAACAAAGAAACAAGUUUACCAUAAAAAUUUAAUAUUAUGAAAACGUCGCGGGAUUUUUUGCUUACGCGACUUUAAUUUCUGGCAUUUUUCAUAAUUCGCGAGGCAGUCGAGAAAUUUAUGUCGCGUGAAAUAAUAUGAAAAACAAUGAAAAUGCGAAAUAAGCGUGGCGAUAGUGAACCAUGGAGACCGUGCCAAGAAAAUAACAAACAGUUACUGAGCGAAAUGCCGACGAAAAAGAAAGGAAAGACAAAGAAACGUGCGAAGAAAUCUAAAGAGGAGGUUGCUAAAGAAAAGCUUGAGAAAUCGGCAGAGGCAUUCGAAGCAACAGAAGAACUACAUCGUUCAUUUGUCAAUCGCGUUGACGAAUGGAUGUUACGUAAUUAUGCUCGGGCCGUCGACUUGUUCCGACGGUUCGAUCUCAAUGGUGAUGGCUGCCUAACAUACGAGGAAUUUUAUGCCGGUAUGCGAGAUCUGGAAGCACCGUGUAACAAAGUUGAGCUAUAUCUUCUGGCAAAGAAAUUGGAUGAAGACGGUAAUGGUUUAAUCGAUUACUUGGAGUUUUCCUCCGGUAUGAAGUAUUAUCGUAAACAUGAGGUCGUUUCUAACGAUGAUCUUCCGAACUUGGUUAUUUCACGCGAGAAACUCGAAUCCUGCCCUUGCUGUAAUCUGGGUUUGUGGGAACCACGCAAAGUCGCCUAUCCAAGGUUCAUCCAACUCAGUUUAAGACUGCUAACAUUUGCGAACGUGAAAAAUUAUCCUGGGAAUUUUCAAAUACUCGUUCAUGCUCAUACCACUGUGUAUUCAUUGAUGGAGUUGAUCAACCAAAGGUUGGGCGAGACGACCCAAAAACUUACUGUGUACAGAAACGAUUCUGGAGAAACCAUGAUCCCGCUUGAUCCCCAUCAUACCCUACAGGACACUGGAUACCAAGGGGGACCGAAAAACGCCCCACAAGAAGUGGAACUAAUGUAUGAUUUUACGACUGAAUUUAAAGACUGUCCUAUUUUGAAUACGGACCAUUACUUUAUGUAAUUUUUUUCACAAGGUACAUACAAUAAUAGAAAAUCUUACUAUAUAUUUGUUUACUGUUUAGUUGAACUACAAUUGUAGGAUAAAGUCAUGUAUCGUCGCCAAUAUACUCCCAAAAUGACAUAUGAGAUAAAAUUUCGAUGUUUUACUUUGCUAGAUUUUGCUCGAACUUGUCAGGUUCCAUUGCUUCCUCUUCAUCUUGGAUGGAAGGGCUUAGACAAUUUGUCUUCAGUUUAUCCGCUAGACGAUUUACAUAAUGAUGGCAGUUGUUGGUGAUGAGCCUAUAUCGUGAGUAUUUCGCUUCAUAUUGCGAAUUCCAAACCUCUAUCUCAUCCAGUGAGCAUCGACUCCGACCUUUCUUUUCGUAAUUCCAUUUCAAUUUGCAAGAUGAAGAUGGCCGUCCCAUCUCCGGCCAUUUGUAUUUUUCGCUGCCCCAUUCGAAAACUUUUCCUCGGAAUAAAAGCACGCUGUGUGUUAGUCGGAAUGUCUUCACGAUAUCACGCUUUUUUAGACCUGGCCAGAGUGAUAAUGAGCCAUAAAAGUAGUCAUUAUAGUCGGCUGAAAAACAUAGAAAGAUGUCGAUUUGUUUUGAUUGAAAGAAAAAAAGACCAAGAAUAGUUUUUACAAUAUUUGAAAUGUGACCAAAACAACGUUUGUCAGUUUAGAUAGCGAUGAAUGAAGAACAGAGAACAAAAACAGUCUUUAUAAUACACACCUACAAUAUAAGCUAAGAUAACGUGUGUCAGUGUAGGUAGAGAUGAAUGAAGAACAGAACGAGAACAGUCUUUAUAAUACCUAAAAUAUUAACUGAGAUAACGUGUCAGUUUAGGUAGUGAUGAAUGAAAAACAGAGAACGAUAACAGAAUUUACACCACUUAAAAUAUAAACUAAGAUAACCUGUAUGAA